UAACGUUUAGAGCCUCACAGUCGACAUGAACUCGUUUUUGGGUAGCUUCUUAGUGUUGAUAUUUUUAUUCCUUGUAGUUGAAGGGCAACGGGUAGCACAGAAAAAAUGUGCUGAAUACCAAGCGCAGAAUCUUGCCAGAGUGAUUCUUUCCCCAACCGAACCAGCCAAACCCGUCGGAGAGUUCUACGGCGUACAGCUGCCCGAUAGACUUCUCGGAGAUCACCAGCCCAACUUUGGCGAGUUCCCUCACUCGGUUCUGCUAGGAUGGCCAACGCCCGAUAGCCCGAACCAUUACGAGCUGCCGUGUGAUGGAGCCCUGAUCAGCGACCGCUACGUCCUCACAGCAGCUCAUUGUCUGCGCCAGGAGCACCCGACCAUGGCGAGGUUUGGAGAGUACAGCAUCCUGACCGACGACGGUGACCAGGUUGAUGUACAGGUUGAGUCCGUGGUGGUUCAUCCGGAGUACGACCCUGGCACCGUGUACAACGAUAUCGCUCUGGUUAAGCUGAGCGAACCCGUGACCUUUACCCAAUUAAUCCAUCCGGCCUGCUUGUGGACGGAGCAUAACCUCAACGUUUCCAAGGUGGUUGGGCUUGGCUUUGGACAGUACGAUUUGCUCGAAAGUGACGUCCCGGACUUGAUGAAGAAGGUAACGCUAGACCUGCUAGACGAUCGCAUGUGUGAGCAACAAUACGGCAGCCUGGAGAAGUUCCCCCGCGGAAUCGUCGCCAGUCAGCUGUGCCUCGGGGGAAACGACCGGCACGCGGAUGUCUGCCUGGGAGAUUCGGGAUCGCCGGUGCAGAUUCGGACCGAGCCGGCCAGUCCGACGUACCACGUAGUGGCAGUGACGUCAACGUUGCUGUGUGACGCCCGGGAGUCGCCGUCGGUUUACACGCGGGUUGCCAGCUACGUCGAGUGGAUUGAGGGUGUUGUUUGGGGUUGAAUUUUGAAGAUUGUUUAUACUUUUUUAUGAUAUGCAUUUAAUAAAAAUAUAAUUUUUGGGCCGAUGUGGAAGAUAUAGCGACAUUGACUAUGAAAAA
Culex quinquefasciatus (southern house mosquito) is the source of this 1040-nucleotide messenger RNA. Its product is annotated as serine protease snake. Bases 26 to 943 code for a protein of 305 amino acids. Gene Ontology annotation, molecular function: serine-type endopeptidase activity. Gene Ontology annotation, biological process: proteolysis. NCBI's taxonomy places the organism in Eukaryota, Metazoa, Arthropoda, Insecta, Diptera, Culicidae. The transcript has 4 exons. The record is from RefSeq and is a predicted model, not a curated record.